GCGAGGAAGAGGAAGAUGCCUCGGGCCCCCCAGGCAGGCCCCGAGCUGAGGACAGAGAGCCCAGAGGACAAAUCCCCCCGUGAGACCCUGGUGGGAGAGGCCGUUUUGAAGGGCUCCACGGCGCAGGAAGGCAGCGGGGAGGAAAAGGGCUGGAGAUCCCCCCACAGGAGGGGCUCCAAAGCCAGCCCAGGGUGCUCUGAGGAGGAAAGACUCAGCCUGUGCCGGGAAGGUGCCCGGAGCUUGAGCCAUACCUCUGACCUGGUGGUCCCUGAGCAGCCUCCCAGCAAGGAGAAGCCCUUCAGGUGCUUGGAAUGUGGGAAGAGCUUCAGGUUUAGCUCCCACCUGAUCCGACACCAGCACAUCCACAGUGGAGAACGGCCCUACACGUGUGGGGAAUGUGGGAAGAGCUUCAGUAACAGCUCCAACCUUCUCACCCACCAGUACAUCCACAGUGGAGAACAGCCCUACACGUGUGGGGAAUGUGGGAAGAGCUUCAACCAAAGCUCCAAUCUCCUGAAGCACAAGCAGACACACACAGGGGAGUGGGCCUUCCACUGCGCCGACUGCGGGAAGGGCUUCAACCGGAACUCCACCCUUGUCACCCACCGGCGCAUCCACACUGGGGAACGUCCCUACAAGUGUGGGGAGUGUGGGAAGAGGUUUAAACGCAGCUCACAUCUCCUCGUGCACCAGCGGACGCACACGGAUGAGAGGCCCUUCCGCUGCACCGACUGCGGGAAGAGUUUCAACCAGAACUCCAACCUCGUCACCCACCGGCGCAUCCACACUGGGGAGAGGCCCUUCAAGUGUGGGGAGUGUGGGAAGAGCUUCACCCACAGCUCUGCCUUGACCAGACACCAACGGACCCACCAGUAA
Neopelma chrysocephalum (saffron-crested tyrant-manakin) is the source of this 876-nucleotide messenger RNA. Its product is annotated as gastrula zinc finger protein XlCGF7.1-like. The transcript is spliced from 3 exons. The record is from RefSeq and is a predicted model, not a curated record. Lineage: Eukaryota; Metazoa; Chordata; Aves; Passeriformes; Pipridae. Gene Ontology annotation, biological process: regulation of transcription by RNA polymerase II. The annotation marks the transcript as partial. Gene Ontology annotation, molecular function: RNA polymerase II cis-regulatory region sequence-specific DNA binding; DNA-binding transcription factor activity.